Molecule: messenger RNA, 2822 nt
Organism: Lagopus leucura (white-tailed ptarmigan)
Lineage: Eukaryota; Metazoa; Chordata; Aves; Galliformes; Phasianidae
Gene: KIRREL3
Product: kirre like nephrin family adhesion molecule 3
Exons: 17
Coding region: 76-2418 (780 amino acids)
Biological process (GO): cell-cell adhesion; synapse assembly
Cellular component (GO): cell-cell junction
Molecular function (GO): cell adhesion molecule binding
Source: RefSeq, a predicted model, not a curated record
AGCGAAGCCGGCGGGCGGCGGCCUGAACCCCCCGGCACGGAGCCCCCCACCUCGGCGCAGAGCCCACCCUGAGGAAUGAGCGCUUUCCAGGCAGACCUCCUCCUCCUCCUGCUCGCCUGCUUCCUGCUCAGCCACGAACUGGGGCUCCCAGGAAGAGGAUGCUGCCUAGUGCUGGGGUUCAUGUACAAGGAGAAGUACCGCAGGAUGACUGAAGGUCAAGCAUCCUCCUUCACUCAGCAGCCCCAGGACCAGGUGGUGAUCGCCGGGCAGCCCGUGACGCUGCUGUGUGCCAUCCCCGAGUACAAUGGCAUUGUGCUAUGGAUCAAGGACGGGCUUGCCCUCGGCGUCGGACGGGAUCUCUCCAGCUACCCGCGCUACCUGGUUGUAGGAGACCAUCUGUCUGGAGAGCAUCAUUUGAAAAUCCUGAGGGCUGACCUCCAGGAUGACGCUGUCUAUGAGUGCCAAGCCAUCCAAGCAGCGAUCCGAUCCCGACCGGCCCGGCUGACCGUCCUCGUUCCUCCAGAUGACCCCAUCAUUAUGGGGGGACCCAUCAUCAGCCUGAGAGCAGGGGACCCCCUCAACCUGACCUGCCACGCAGACAACGCCAAGCCAGCAGCCUCCAUCAUCUGGAUGCGGAAAGGAGAAGUCGUCAAUGGGGCCACCUACUCCAAGACCCUUCUCCGCGACGGCAAGAGGGAGAGCAUCAUGAGCACCCUUUUCAUCGCCCCCUCUGACAUUGAGAACGGGGAGAGCAUCGUCUGCCGUGCCACCAACAAAGCCAUCCCCAGUGGGAAGGAGACCUCAGUCACCAUUGACAUCCAGCACCCCCCCCUGGUGAACCUGUCUGUGGAGCCACAGCCGGUGCUGGAGGACAACACCGUCAAGUUCCACUGCUCUGCCAAGGCCAACCCCGCUGUCACGCAGUACAGGUGGGCGAAGAAAGGCCAGGUGAUAAAGGAAGCAUCCGGUGACUUCUAUGAAACCAUCGUGGAUCACACCUUCUUCUUCGAGCCCGUCUCCUGCGAGGUCACCAACGCGCUGGGCAGCACCAACAUCAGCAGGACUGUGGAUGUCUACUUUGGGCCCCGGAUGACGACAGAACCACAGUCCCUGCUCGUUGACCUGGGCUCCGAUGCCGUCUUCAACUGCGCCUGGACUGGGAACCCCUCCCUCACCAUCGUCUGGAUGAAGCGGGGCUCAGGCGUGGUCCUGAGCAAUGAGAACAAGCUGACGCUCAAGUCCGUCCGCCAGGAAGACGCUGGGAAAUACGUGUGCCGUGCUGUGGUGCCGCGGGUGGGCGCAGGGGAGCGCGAGGUGACACUCACUGUCAACGGGCCACCCAUCAUCUCCAGCACGCAGACCCAGCACGCCCUGCACGGCCAGAAGGGGCAGAUCAAGUGCUUCAUCCGCAGCACCCCUCCGCCCGACCGCAUUGCUUGGUCCUGGAAGGAGAAUGUCCUGGAAUCUGGGACCUCGGGGCGCUACACGGUGGAGACGGUCAGCACGGACGAGGGGGUCAUCUCCACACUGACCAUCAGCAACAUCGUCCGCGCUGAUUUCCAAACCAUUUACAACUGCACUGCGUGGAACAGCUUCGGCUCCGACACGGAGAUCAUCCGGCUCAAGGAGCAAGGUACGGAAAUGAAAUCAGGAGCUGGUAUGCAAGCAGAGUCGGUGCCGAUGGCGGUGAUCAUCGGGGUGGCCGUGGGGGCCGGCGUGGCAUUCCUGGUGCUGAUGGCCACCAUCGUCGCCUUCUGCUGUGCCCGCUCCCAGCGAAAUCUGAAAGGAGUGGUUUCUGCCAAGAAUGACAUCCGCGUGGAGAUCGUGCACAAGGAGCCGUCCUCGGGCAGGGAGACGGAGGAGCACCCCACCAUCAAGCAGCUGAUGAUGGACCGGGGUGAGUUCCAGCAGGACUCCGUGCUGAAGCAGCUCGAGGUGCUCAAGGAGGAGGAGAAGGAGUUCCAAAACCUAAAGGACCCCACCAACGGCUACUACAGCGUCAACACCUUCAAGGAGCACCACUCCACACCCACCAUCUCACUGUCGGGCUGCCCUGCGGACCUGCGGCCGGCCGGCAAGCAGCGCGUGCCCACAGGCAUGUCCUUCACCAACAUCUACAGCACGCUGAGCGGGCAGAGCCGCCUCUACGACUACAGCCAGCGCUUCGUGCUGGGCAUGGGCAGCAGCUCCAUCGAGCUGUGCGAGCGUGAGUUCCAGCGCGGCUCCAUGAGCGACAGCAGCUCCUUCCUCGACACGCAGUGCGACAGCAGCAUCAGCAGCAGCGGCAAGCAGGACGGCUACGUGCAGUUUGACAAGGCCAGCAAAGCCUCCGCCUCCUCCUCCCACCAUUCCCAGUCUUCGUCCCAAAAUUCGGACCCCAGCCGGCCCCUGCAGAGGCGGAUGCAGACACACGUUUGAACCGCAGGGGACGAUGCGGUCCCCAAGGGGCUGCGGACCCCCAGGGACAGCGGUGCUGGAAUCAGGACCCAGGAGUGGGGCGAUGGGGCUGAGCACAACCCCGCUGAGGACACAGGGCUUGGGGACACCGCCAUCCCCAUGCCCACCCCACAGCUCCACUUGCCCCCACCCAGCCCCCUUCCUUCCUUCUUGGUGUUCGGUGUCCAUAAUUAUAAAGUCUGUUUUGGGGGGUCCUGUCGUGUGGGGUUUGGGGUGGGGGGAACACGCCAGCAGGGACGGGAACCCCCCCGAGUGCCCCGGGAAGGGCCUCACCGCGCUGUAUCGCGGGCAAUACAAGAGGUGUUUCUCGUGGCAUGCCUGGGCUGAUGGCCUCGCCACCAUGAAGACUGCAAGGGCAGCGUCCU